Coniosporium apollinis CBS 100218 is the source of this 576-nucleotide messenger RNA. RefSeq lists its product as uncharacterized. NCBI's taxonomy places the organism in Eukaryota, Fungi, Ascomycota, Dothideomycetes. Gene Ontology annotation, molecular function: catalytic activity. The transcript is spliced from 2 exons. The record is from RefSeq and is a predicted model, not a curated record. Bases 1 to 576 code for a protein of 191 amino acids.
AUGCCUCCUCCACGGAUAACCAAGCCCAUCUACUUCGGUCCCUUCCUCGUAACCCCACAAGUCUUCCACUCGACCCCCCACACCUUCGCCCUCGUAAACCUCAAGCCCAUCCUCCCCGGCCACGUCCUCAUCUCGCCGCACCGCCGCGUCCCCCGCCUGCGCGACCUCACGCCCACCGAGAUCUCCGACCUCUUCCUGACCGUGCAGCGCGUUAGCCGCAUGAUCGAGCGCGUUUUCAACGCGACGGCGCUGAACAUCGCGAUUCAGGAUGGCGCGGAUGCUGGGCAGAGCGUGCCGCAUUUACAUGCGCAUGUGAUACCCCGGAGGGAGGGGGAUUUGGAGGGCGGUGGGGAUGCGGUAUACGACCUGAUAGAGGGCGAGGAGGGGGAUGUGGGGGCGCAUUUGGAGGAGAGGGAGAGGGAGAGGGGAGGGGAGCAGAGGGAUGGUGGGGUGAAUGGAAGGAGGAGGGGUCGGUUUCCGGCUGUGGAUGCGGAUGAGGCGAGGAAGCCGAGGAGUGAAGAGGAGAUGAGGAAGGAGGCGGAGUGGUUCGCGGAGGAGAUGGAGGAGGUCGUCUGA